Molecule: messenger RNA, 895 nt
Organism: Pocillopora damicornis (cauliflower coral)
Lineage: Eukaryota; Metazoa; Cnidaria; Anthozoa; Scleractinia; Pocilloporidae
Biological process (GO): signal transduction
Molecular function (GO): protein binding
Source: RefSeq, a predicted model, not a curated record
CUAAGCCAUUCGGUCACGAAAGCGGACUCUAUACCUUUUAAGACAUAGAUAUUUCGCUGGAAAGACUUCGCACCCCCGGUUCAAAUGCCCCACCCCACCGAGGCAAGGUUCAAAUUCCCCACCACCCGGGCACAGACGAUGGUCAACUAUCCGUAGGUUGCCCGGGGGGGGUGUUAAAGUAUUAUGCGUUCCGAUUGGCACUAACAUUUUUUUGGUAGCAUUCACAUCUAUUCAGCUUCUUCCCAGCUCCCGGUAAAAAAAACCCGACAGGAUCUGAAACGCGGUUUUUCCUUUCAUUUUAGACGAAAACGACGAUAAUGAAGAUUAUUCCGCUUAUUGGGAAGAAUAUAUGAAGAGAUUCCACAUCUUCAUGAAGGGAAAUGGUCGGUAUCCUUUUAAAUACGGAGUUUCGCUGCGGCAACGUCCUCAUAAAGGAAAAGCGAUUCCACAAGAUGUCCGUAUGAAAUUAAUGAAGCUGCUAGACAUCGAGUCCAAGCCCGGAAACUGGAGGUAUCUGGCUGAACGUUUGGGGGCAUCUUACUUAGAUGUACAAUUCCUGGAAAGCCGUAACCGUGAGUCACCAACGCAACACGUCCUCAACGUAUUCGAAACAAUGAACAAGCCUUUAACUUUUCUGAGAGACGUCUUCAUUGACCUUGACCGCCACGAUGUUGUUACUGUGUUAAAUGACGAGAUUAAUUGAUGCCAAAUAGGCCACUGGUCAGGGAAUGAGCCCACACUCCUCCCGCUCCUCCUCAACGAAAUCGAUUGGAUUCGUAAUGGCUGUUUAAGACACAAGACAGCGAGAUCCACUUUGACCUUACCGCACAGACGUUGUUGUUGUGUUAAAUUACGAGAUAAAUUAAUUCCGAGAAGGCCGCUGUUUAGGGAAUGA